Molecule: messenger RNA, 636 nt
Organism: Sphenostylis stenocarpa
Lineage: Eukaryota; Viridiplantae; Streptophyta; Magnoliopsida; Fabales; Fabaceae
Source: the annotation of a GenBank genome assembly
AUGUUUACUCCUAUAGUGAGAAUAUUGGAAUAUGAUAACUUUCAAGCUCCAGUUGAUGAAAUGUUGAUUUUGAAGGUUACAAGACACCAUGUAGACAUGAGUAAAUCACAAGAGAUGGAGCCAUAUUUAAAUGGGCGCUGUAUAUAUCUUGUUGGAAUGAUGGGCUCCGGGAAGACAACCGUGGCGAAGAUAUUGUCACAAGUGCUUUCUUAUGCGUUCUUUGAUAGUUUCAACUGGAAAUUUUAUGUUUUCCUUUUUGCAUUUGGGAGCAGUGAUGCAUUGGUGGAGGAGGAGGUUGAUGGAACAUCUGUAGCUGAUAUAUUCAAGUACUAUGGAGAGACAUUUUUUCGUAAUAAAGAGGUCACACCACCUCAUCUCUCCACGCACCCUUUCUCCUCGCUUUGUGGCAUACGUGGAUUUCUAGAUAUGGUUGCAGAACUGGGUCAUGGAAAUGUGUCAGAUUUAUCUCCAGCUGCUAUUGCAAUGGAGGCGCUAGAACAAAUCAAAGACUUUCUUGUGAGUGAAGAUGGCUCUGUUCUACUUACUCACAACUACAUCUUGCCAAAUAUGACAUAUAAUUCACUUGCUAAAGAAACUGACAUCAUUCACUGCCAGAGUGAGAAUGUACAAACAUGA